Haemorhous mexicanus (house finch) is the source of this 3252-nucleotide messenger RNA. RefSeq names its product SH3 domain binding kinase 1 (gene SBK1). Gene Ontology annotation, biological process: peptidyl-serine phosphorylation; peptidyl-threonine phosphorylation. The record is from RefSeq and is a predicted model, not a curated record. NCBI's taxonomy places the organism in Eukaryota, Metazoa, Chordata, Aves, Passeriformes, Fringillidae. Gene Ontology annotation, molecular function: ATP binding; protein serine/threonine kinase activity. The coding region runs from base 205 to 1455 and encodes 416 amino acids. The transcript is spliced from 4 exons.
CCGGAGCCGCCUCCAUGCCCGGGGAGCGGCGGAUCCCGGCUCUCAGCCCGGCACUGUGACGGGCUCCCCGGCACCAUGGCCCCGGGAGGGCCAGCGUGAGCCUCCGGCCAGCGCCGGCACCGGGAGGAAGAUGCCAGCAGCCCUCCGGCACUGCCUGCCCUGCGGUCACCCUCGCCCGGGCGCGGUGGCCACCGGAGCUGAGCGAUGGAUUCCUUCUGCUUCGUCUGCUUCCAGAAAGAGGAGCUGCAGCCCCUGCACCUGCGCAGCGCAACCAUGAGCGCGGGCUCGAUUGAGCAGGAGCCGUCGCGCAAGCUGGGCUGCUGCGGGGUGCCCCUGAUCACCGAGGACAUGCAGUCCCUGGCCAUCCGCACGCUCUCGGGCACCGACAUCACCAAGCACUACGACCUCAUCCGCGAGCUCGGCAAGGGCACCUAUGGCAAGGUGGACCUGGUGUCCCACAAAAGCACAGGCACCAAGAUGGCCCUGAAGUUUGUCAACAAGAGCAAGACGAAGCUGAAGAACUUCCUGCGGGAAUUCAGCAUCACCAACACGCUCUCCUCCAGCCCCUUCAUCAUCAAGGUCUUCGACGUGGUCUUCGAGACCGAGGACUGCUACGUCUUUGCUCAGGAGUACGCCCCCGGCGGGGACCUCUUCGACAUCAUCCCGCCUCAGGUGGGGCUCCCCGAGGAGCUGGUGAAGCGCUGCGUGCAGCAGCUGGGCCUGGCCCUCGACUACAUGCACAGCAAGAGCCUGGUGCACCGGGACAUCAAACCGGAGAACGUGCUGCUCUUCGACCGCGACUGCCGCCGCGUCAAGCUGGCCGACUUCGGCAUGACGCGCAAGGUGGGCUGCCGCGUCAAGCGCAUCAGCGGCACCAUCCCUUACACGGCGCCCGAGGUGUGCCAGGCCGGCCGGGCCGAGGGCUUCGCCGUGGACACCAGCAUCGACGUCUGGGCUUUCGGGGUGCUCAUCUUCUGCGUGCUCACCGGGAAUUUCCCCUGGGAGGCGGCGGUGGCGUCCGACGCCUUCUUCGAGGAGUUUGUGCGGUGGCAGAAGGGGCGGCUGGCGGGGCUGCCCUCGCAGUGGCGGCGCUUCACGGACAGCGCCCUGCGCAUGUUCCAGCGCCUGCUGGCCCUCGACCCCGAGAAGCGCUGCCCCGUCAAGGAGGUUUUCUACUUCAUCAAGUGCGACCUCAUGGCCGAGGUGCGGUGCCGGCCCUCGUACCGCUCUCGCAAGCACGCCAGGGACAAGCUCCCGGCCGGGCCCCACUGCCACGAGGCCGGCGGCUCCUGCACCCCCGCCCCGCUCAAGAGGACCGUCCUGACCGAGGGGAGCGGAGCGCCCCGCCCCGAGCCCGGCGCAGCCGCCCCGGGCACGGCGAGCAGGACAGACGGACGGCAGGACAAGGGCAAGGGGCAGAUGGUCCUGGCCACAGCAAUAGAGAUCUGCGUGUGACGGCGGCGCCUGGCGGCUGCGCGACCCGCCCGUCCCCCCGCCCCGGGGACAGGGACGGGGGGAGCGCGUCGUGGUGGUGGCACGAGCCGGGACCGGGCUCUGGGUUUCCCAAAGGAAAAAAAAGAAAAAAAAAAAAAAAAAAGGAAAAGAAACACGAUGGAACAGGAAAAGGACAGAACUGGUUGCGCUCUGUAGCGCCGAGGAUGCCGAUCCCCCCCGCCCCGCCUGGGCGAGGCCAGUGGCCGGAGCGCAGCCGAGGGCACCGCUCACUGCUGGGGAGGCUGGGGGCACCCACAGCCACGGCUGUGCUGCCCCCUCCAAGGCUCUCCCGUGCAUGGGGAGGGGUCUCCCCGGGCGGGGAGGAAGAGUCGGGAGCAGCGGGCGGCGCGCUGGCUCUGCCCCACCCCUGCUCGACCCCGCCGGGGAGCGGGAAGGCCGAUGACCCUGCACCGUGGAGGAGGCCUUUGGGGAGGUGUGGGUGGGUGGUGAUUUGCCCUCUUCCACUGGUCCCUGCCGCACAGCUGGGGACCGGGAGGGGGUGGGGAGGUGGGUGAUGGGGAGCCGGGGGGUUGCCAGCAGCCCCGGACUCCCGGCAGCCCCGGUUGCCUCCCUGCCGUGGGAGGUGCUGGCAGCCAUUGAUGUAGCAAGUGUCCCUGUCUGUGUGUCGUUGUGUGUCCCAGCCACUGCCACUGGCAGCCCGUGCCCCCUGCCCUGCCCCACUCGGCUCGGGCCCUGCCGGAGGGAUGGGUCCCCUCUGGCUGGUGCCGGCCAUCCAGCAGGUUGGAUACUCGGGCCGGGCUGGCUCUGCCGUGCCGAUGUCCCCGCGGCCCCUCUGCAGACCCUUUGUACCCAGGGACGGGGGGAGAUGGCAGCGGUGCCCCCCAGGCUGGCCUGCACAGCCCGGGAGCAGGGCAAGGAGCUCCGAGCGGCCUCCCGUGGGCCCACCUGCUUCUCUGUGCUGUCCCCAUCACCCCUCCUUGCUGUCACCCCUUCCCCAACCUGUCACCCUCCCCUGGGGCUGGCGGGGAAGCGGCAGCGGGAUAGACCUGCCGUGGCUGGCUGCAGCGAGGCAGGGCGUGGUGGCAGCAGCCACUGGUGGCCCCUUAGUGACAAGGUCCUGGGGUGUGCGUGGAGGUCACACCUUCCCUCCUGGAUUUGAGCACCCAGCAGAGCGGGGAGCUCACCCCACCGCCGCGGUGGGUAAGCUGUGGGGGCACCCCAAGGCGAGAGCACCCUGCUGUGGUUCGGGCUUCCCUCCCACGGGGUGGGUGCCGUGGGGCGGCCCCGGUGCCCCAAUUCCCCACAAAGGGCUAUAACGCUUUCCAGCAGCAGCAGCAGCAGUUUACAGAGCAGGGGCCGCCCCCGCCCCCGCCGUGCCCCGUCCCCGGCACCCCCCGGGCCCGGCGUUAGACGUAGCAUUGCCCCACGUAGAGAGCUAGGCACCGGUUUUACUCCUCUUUGCCUUAGGUCCCUCGAUGUCCUCGAUCUUUCGUGCAAUAAUGUAGAUAAGGGAUCCCGGCCACCCCGGGAGGGCUCGGUGGCACCGCCCGGGUGUGCCCCAGGGGGUGCCCGGUGUGAUUUCUGUCCCCGUCGAGGUCGCUGUGUCCGUAGGUUGUCAGGUUUUUAUUUCCAGUUCCCUCAGCUGUCGGGUUUCGGACUUUCUUCCCGUAGGAGAGGCUGUAGUGUCACAGACGUUACCUCAGUUUGUCACUGUUGAAAAGGAUUUAAAAAAACCACAACUGAAACCAUAAAAAAAGACAAAAUACAUAGUUAUAAAAGCAACAAACAAUUUCUCAA